Molecule: messenger RNA, 2202 nt
Organism: Malania oleifera
Lineage: Eukaryota; Viridiplantae; Streptophyta; Magnoliopsida; Santalales; Ximeniaceae
Product: transcription factor E2FB-like
Exons: 14
Coding region: 290-1687 (465 amino acids)
Biological process (GO): regulation of transcription by RNA polymerase II
Cellular component (GO): RNA polymerase II transcription regulator complex
Molecular function (GO): DNA-binding transcription factor activity, RNA polymerase II-specific; RNA polymerase II cis-regulatory region sequence-specific DNA binding; protein dimerization activity
Source: RefSeq, a predicted model, not a curated record
AUUUUUAUUUGGUCUACUAUAAGUGCUUCCCUCCACAUCUAUAUCCGAACCAAAUUCCCUCCUUCCUUCCCUCGUUUUCUGCUCUCUCUCUCUCUCUCUCUUCCCGCUUUUUCCAGUCGUCUCCUCCGGAGCCCAGAUCUCACCCAACCUGCCUCUACUCUCAGCUCUGUGUUACCUGCGAUUAUUUCGGAUUCAUCUCUCUGCAAACCCUUCGAAAACCCCCAAACCCCACGAGGAAAUUCGAUCACAGACCGUUGAUUUUUGGUCUCGUGCUUGGUCUUUAUCUCCGAUGUCCAAUUCACGAGCUCCGAAUCGAACUGCGCCGUUCUCUGAGCAUGCUCACUUGCAGUCUUUGAAGCGGCAGCUUCCCUUCUCGGCUAUGAAGCCGCCGUUUGUCCCUUCUCCUGGGGAUUAUCACCGCUUUUCCUCCAUCGAGCAGCGGCAUCAGGAUGCUGAGGCUAUCGUUGUUAAAUCUCCUCAAUUAAAACGGAAGAAUGAAGCAGCAGAUUGUGAAGUUGAGUCAAGUGAGUGGACCACCUGUCCUGGAUAUGUUGAAGUGGUUAACAGCCCUGUCCAGACCCCUAUAUCAGGAAAAGUAGGAAAGACACAGAAAAGGAUUACAAAGUGCAGUAGAUCAGGUCCUCAGACUCCCGCAUCUCAUGUUGGUUCUCCUUUGGGCAACAAUGCAACAGCAGUUGGUCCCUGUCGUUAUGAUAGUUCACUUGGUCUUUUGACAAAGAAGUUCAUUAAUUUGAUCAAACAUGCAGAAGAUGGUAUUCUUGAUCUAAAUAAAGCUGCUGAGACUUUAGAGGUGCAGAAGAGGCGGAUAUAUGACAUAACGAAUGUUCUAGAAGGAAUUGGUCUCAUAGAAAAGAAGCUUAAGAACAGAAUACAAUGGAAGGGACUUGAUGUCACAAGGUCAGGGGAUUCUGACGAAAGUGUUGCCAGUUUACAGGCAGAAGUUGAAAAUUUAUCCAUUGAGGAGUGCAGAUUAGAUGAACAAAUAAGAGAAAUGCAAGACAGAUUGAGAGAAUUGAGUGAAGAUAAAAGCAACCAGAAGUGGCUUUUUGUUACUGAAGAUGACAUCAAGGGCUUACCUUGCUUCCAGAAUGAAACUUUAAUAGCAAUCAAAGCUCCACAUGGAACCACACUGGAAGUUCCAGAUCCUGAUGAGGCUGUCGACUACCCUCAGAGGAGAUAUAGGAUAGUUCUUAGGAGCACAAUGGGUCCCAUAGAUGUUUACCUUGUGAGUCAAUUUGAAGAGAAGUUUGAGGAGAUUAAUGGCAUUGAAGUGCCUCCAAACUUUCCGUUAAGUUCAGGGUUUAGUGAGAACCCAACGACAUCCAUGGUUAUGGAAGAUAGCAGAGGAAAGGACAUUGAAAUGCAGGGACAAGAUGAUCACACAAUGUCUUCAGAUCUUAAUGCCUCGCAAGACUUCGUGAGUGGGAUCAUGAAGAUUGUUCCAGAUGUUGAUAGUGAUGCGGAUUAUUGGCUUUUAUCAGAUGCUGAUGUUAGCAUCACAGACAUGUGGAGUGCAGAGUCUGGGGUUGGGUGGCAUGAAUUGGAUACACUUCAUGAAGACUACACUAUGGCUAAUAUCAGCACUCCACGCCCCCAAACUCCUCCAAGCAGCACCCCGGAAGUGCCUCCUGCUGUGCCUCCUGCUGCCAACACUACAGGAAGGUGAAUGGAUGUGCUCAUGGACCAAGUCAAGAUUCUCAAGAAUGUGAGCCUGCCUGCCCUUGAUGCAACCAGACUAGAUGAAGCCAUCUGCCAUUUAUGGCCCUAGUGAACAUCAAAGAUGUGAUUUAAGGUUCAUAAGGGUUGCCCAACAAAGCUUCCUGCAAUUGUCCAUACCAGGGUACUGACAGGAAGCUGGAGAUAGCUGGCUCAUUGUACAGUUUAAUAAUCCAUGAGAUUUAGGAGAGAAUAAAAUGAUCACCCCUAUUGUCUCAGUUCUCCAACUUGCCAUUGUAUCAUAUAUGUGUAUUUUUUGAUUUUCUUAGCUCUCUCUCUCUCUCUCUCUCUCUCUCUCUCCCUCAUGAUUUUUCUUUUAAUAUUCUAUUAUAUUGUUUAGCUUGGUGUCCUAUUAGGUUGACUUUGGUAAUUACUAGAGUGGAUUACAUGCAAAUAUUUGUAAUAGCACAGUAUAUAGCAUAUCAUUGGGUACGAAUGUAACAAAGUGAUAGUUUGAGCUCGAAA